Messenger RNA from Pleuronectes platessa (European plaice), 2939 nucleotides. Its product is annotated as deoxynucleoside triphosphate triphosphohydrolase SAMHD1. Gene Ontology annotation, cellular component: nucleus. The transcript has 16 exons. Gene Ontology annotation, biological process: dGTP catabolic process; defense response to virus; regulation of innate immune response. NCBI's taxonomy places the organism in Eukaryota, Metazoa, Chordata, Actinopteri, Pleuronectiformes, Pleuronectidae. Gene Ontology annotation, molecular function: protein binding; dGTPase activity. The record is from RefSeq and is a predicted model, not a curated record. The coding region runs from base 119 to 1867 and encodes 582 amino acids.
UAUUCAGAGUCAUUUGUGCGCAAUCAGCUGUGUCAGGCUGCUGGGGUUCAACAGUACCGGCUGUAAAAGUGCGGCUUCCCGUUCCCGUAUCAACCCGAACAAGCGCCGGUUCCUCUGCAUGCCCCGCAGCCGGAGAAGAGAGCGCCGCGGGACUCGGACUACACUCGAUGGGGGCGUGGAGGAAACGUGUCGGUACCUGCGGGCAGAGGGUCUGCAGGAGUGGGAGAACACGUUCAGAGAACAAAAAAUAACUGGUGUGGGCCUGAGGUACCUCGAUGACGCGCGUCUGCAGGGGAUUGGAGUAAAGCUCCUCGGUGACCGUCUGCGGAUCCUGCACAGUACCAGGAAGCUGUGGCAGAUAGCGGCAGAGCCAGGCAAGGUCUUUAAUGAUCCGAUCCACGGGCAUGUGGUGUUGCACCCACUUCUCAUCAGAAUCAUUGACACACCUCAAUUCCAGAGACUGCGAAACAUCAAGCAGCUGGGAGGGGUCUACUUUGUCUUCCCCGGAGCGUCCCACAACCGCUUUGAACACAGCAUCGGGGUUGGUCACUUGGCAGGACAACUUGUAAAGGCUCUAAAUGACAGGCAGCCAGAACUCCUCAUCUCUCCCAGAGACAUCCUCUGCGUGCAGAUCGCUGGGCUCUGCCAUGACCUGGGACAUGGGCCAUUUUCCCAUAUGUUUGAUCAGAGGUUCAUUCCCCAAGCACGUCCUGGUCUAAACUGGAAGCAUGAGCAGGCCUCUUUGGACAUGUUUGAUUACCUGGUUGAGCACAACAAGUUGAAGGAGGAGAUGGUGGAGCAGCACGGCCUGAAGCUGCCUGAGGACCUGGAUUUCAUCAAGGAGCAGAUUGCUGGACCAUUGGACACUAAUGGAGCUGAAGCUGAGGGGUGGCGUUACAAAGGCCGCCAAGGGGCCAAGUCCUUUCUCUAUGAGAUUGUUGCCAACAAAAGAAAUGGCAUUGAUGUGGAUAAGUGGGACUACUUUGCGAGGGACUGCUACCACCUGGGCAUCAAGAACAACUUUGAUUAUCAGCGCUGCCUUAUGUUCGCCAGGGUGUGUGAGGUGGACGGGCAGAAGCAAAUCUGUACCAGAGACAAAGAGGUGGGCAAUCUGUAUGACAUGUUCCACACAAGGAACUGCCUCCACACAAGAGCCUACCAGCACAGUGUUUGUAACAUCAUAGAGAUCAUGAUCACUGAGGCUUUUCUAAAAGCAGAUCCACACAUCAAGAUUAAAGGCUCAGGAGGGAAGAUGUUCACUCUCUCCACGGCCAUAGACGACAUGGAGGCCUACACCAAACUGACAGAUCAUGUGUUUGAACAAAUACUCCACUCGUCCUCCGAGGAGCUGGCUGAGUCGCAGAAGAUUCUACAAGACAUCGUCUGUCGACGCCUCUACAAGUGUCUAGGCCAAACCAAUCCACAAGAACAUCUGGAGGUUACCCCGGAGGCGAUUAAAUGCUGGGAAAAAGAAUUGGCAGAGUCCACUCCUCAGAGUGUCCAGGGUGUCCCGGUUGUCCAGGAUGUCAAACUGCAGCCAGAAGACUUUAAAGUUGACGUCUUUUCUCUGAACUAUGGGAUGAAGAAGGAGAACCCCAUCAACAAAGUGCGAUUCUAUUGCAAAACUGACCCAACUAAAGCCUUCCAGAUAAGCGAUGACCAGGUGUCAAAAAUGCUUCCAGCGGUGUUUGACGAGCAGGUGAUCCGAGUCUACUGCAAGAAGAGGGAUGUAAAGACUGUGGAGGUCGCCAAGAAGCAUUUUGCUCAGUGGUGCAAAAACAACGGAUUCACAACGCCUACGGACGCAGACAUCACAGCGCCGGUGUUGACCCCUGUGACCCCGACAAUGGAGGCUCCAGUGACAUAGCUGGUGAGAGCCACAUGAAGACUUUAAAAUAAGAGGAGAGCGAACACCCCUCUUACACUUUCAGUAGAUGAAAGUGUUGUCAGCAUAAUAUUGUUACAAGCUACAGAAAUGGAGAAAAAAAGGCUCAGGGACUAUCCUCAGGGUUCUUAAACAAAAUUUACCCCUCGUCAAUAUUAUAAGCACAAUUUAGCUUUUGUUUUCUCGUCGGAUUGAGGGAUUUAUUUUGGACUUGCGUCGGGCUACAAGUGUCGAGUUUUUAAGUUGAAUUGUUUUUACACCCUGUGCUAAGCAGCAGCCUAUCAUGUCUUUGAAUCAUGGGCAAUUAAUCAUGGGCAGCGGAAUGUUUUACUCUCAAACAGUAGAUGAACAACACAGUGUGUUUCAUGUCAGUGUGUUUUACAGCAUACAGCCAGUGUGUUAUUCAACUUUCACAUACGCUUGUUUUUUAAUAUCAAGCUUCAAAAGUUACAAUAUACAAAGAAAAACUGUUUCUGAGCUUUACACUGAGUGUUUGUUUUUACCUGAGGGAUUAUUUGCAGAUUUAAUUUGAUCUUAAUGCAAAUAUAUUUAUACUUGGGAAGGGGGAGGGGCGAGCAUGUUUUGCAAUCCUUUUAUUUAUUGUUCUUGCAGUAAGUUGCACAGCUUGUUGUCUCCACCUCACUAGCAUGUGCAAUAUUCAAAAUGGGAUUUAUGCUGCUUUGUUAGAAAACCUAUAUUUUGAAAGAAUGUGAGGGAAAAUGUUUUAAACGGUUUGUGGUGAUCCUGUGAGAGUUGAAGAAAAGUUUGAAAAUAAAACUCUGUUUUCGCUUGCGUAACGUUCUUUGUUUUGCCGGUAGUCAAAGGACCAAGAUGAACUCCACUGUGGCAUCACUAUGUUCUGCAAAAACACUUUUAUAUUGCACAUUAGGUUCAGGGCUUUAUUACUAUAUGAAAACAUGAAUAGGAAACUUCUAAAGUCUGAAUGUACAUGAUGGAUCCUCCCUUCAUGUUUGUGAAAUCUUAUAGCUUAAAAAUCCAAACAAACAUACUUUGGAAUAUAACAAAUCCUAUUCAAAUAAAUAGAUUAAAUCAG